Lachancea meyersii CBS 8951 is the source of this 2088-nucleotide messenger RNA. The record is from the annotation of a GenBank genome assembly. NCBI's taxonomy places the organism in Eukaryota, Fungi, Ascomycota, Saccharomycetes, Saccharomycetales, Saccharomycetaceae.
AUGCAAUACACCGUCGAAGUUGGAAAAGCGGCGAACGCUCACGAAACGGCGCCCAGGAGAAAUGCAAAAGUCAAGGACGGUGCUGUUUCUCGUCCCUUGCAAUCCAAGGCUACCACCGUGUAUGACUUCAUGCUAGAGUCUAUUCAACGUUGUGGUAAUCGCACUGCUAUGGGAUGGCGUGAAAUCGUCGAGGUGCACGAAGAGAAGAAGCAAAUCACCAAAAAAAUCGACGGGAAGGAACAGCAAGUCGACAAAACAUGGCUUUACUUUGAAAAGAGCUCUUACCAGUACAACACUUACAACGAGCUCGGUAAGAUAUUGCACCAGUUCGGUCGUGGUCUGGUGGACAUGGGCAUGAGCCCUGACAACACAGAUAGGCUCCACAUUUUCGCAUCUACUUCUCAUAAGUGGAUGAAAGCUUUCUUGGGUGCGCAGUCGCAAGCCAUUCCCGUGGUAACGGCGUAUGACACGCUAGGUGAAAAGGGCUUGAUCCAUUCUAUGGUGCAGACCGGCACCAAAGCUGUCUUUACCGACAACGCCCUCCUGCACCGUUUGAUCAACCCAGUCAAAGAAGCCAAAGAGUUGGAAUACAUUAUUCACGGCGAUGUUUUGGACUCCAAUGACAAGCGCAACAACGGAAAGUUCUAUCACGAAGCUCACAGUGCAUUGGAGAAGAUCCGCGAGCUACGUCCCGACUUGAAAAUCUAUUCGAUGGAUGAAAUUAUAGAAAUGGGCCAAAAGGCCGAGUCAACCAUCGAUGUCCACGCCCCUAAGCCUGAAGACUUAUCCUGUAUCAUGUACACUUCAGGAUCCACCGGUGAUCCUAAGGGUGUUGUCUUAAAGCACUCCAACAUCUUAGCUGGUCUUGGCGGUGUUUCCGUAGUGGUGGAUCGGGACUACAUCAAAGAAAGCGACCGUGUCAUCGCGUUUUUGCCACUUGCACACAUUUUCGAAUUGGCUUUUGAGCUAAUAACCUUCUACUGGGGUGCAACUUUGGGAUACGCAAACGUCAAGACUUUGUCUGACACAUCGGUUCGCAAUUGUCAAGGUGAUAUCAAGGAGUUCAAACCGACCGUUAUGGUGGGUGUUGCUGCAGUUUGGGAAACUAUUCGUAAGGGAAUCAUGGGCCAAGUUGACAAAUUGCCUUCGAUGAGCCAAAAAGUAUUCUGGGCUGCCUAUUACAUGAAACUCAAGAUGAAAAGAUUCCAUAUUCCAGGCGGCGAUACUUUAGGUAAUAUUAUUUUCAAGAGGAUUCGUCAAGCCACAGGUGGCUGCUUGAGAAUCACUUUGAAUGGUGGUGGUCCUAUCAGCAGGGACACUCAAGAGUUCAUUACAACCCUUUUGUGUCCUAUGUUGAUUGGAUACGGUCUUACCGAGACAAUGGCCAACACCUGCAUUGUCUCACCUAGUCAUUUCGAAUACCAGGUUCAAGGUGAAUUGACCGGAGCGGUGACAGUCAAGUUGGUGGAUGUCGAAGAGCUCGGUUACCUUGCGAAAAACAAUCAAGGUGAAGUCUGGAUCAAAGGUGAGAGUGUCAUGCCCAAAUACUACAAAAAUGAUGAGGAAACCUCUAGUGCGUUCGAGGAUGGUUGGUUUAAGACCGGUGACAUUGCCGAAUGGACUCCAAAGGGUAGCUUGAGAAUCAUUGACCGUAAGAAAAAUUUGGUCAAGACCUUGAAUGGUGAAUAUAUCGCGCUGGAGAAGUUGGAAAGUGUUUACAGAUCCAAUCCUCUAGUUCAAAAUAUCUGUGUCUACGCAGAUCAAUCCAAGGUCAAGCCUGUGGCCAUUGUUGUACCUAACGAGGCUCCUCUUGCUAAAUUGGCAGUCGACCGGGGCAUAAUAAAGGAAGCAGGCGAUGUUGAAAGUGUCUUGCACGACAAGAAAUUGAGAAAGGCCGUUUUGGAAGAACUUCUCAAGACCGGUAAGUCGCAAGGUCUUUCGGGCAUUGAAUUUCUUCUGGGUGUUGCCAUGUUUGAGGACGAGUGGACACCUCAAAAUGGGUUCGUAACCUCGGCUCAAAAGCUUCAAAGAAAGAAGAUUUUGAAGGCCGUCGAGGACCAAGUUGAUGAAAUCUAUUCUAAUCAGUAA